AGCGCUGUGGCCGCUGUGCCUCCCUCCGGCCGCCAGGGGGAGCGCUGGAGGCGCUCGCCCCUCCCGCCACGCCCCCCGCGCCACUUCCUCUUCCGCCGCCGCCGUCGCCGCGUCGCCUGCUCCUCCGCGCCAUGUCCUCCCACAAGACCUUCAAGAUCAAACGCUUCCUCGCAAAGAAGCAGAAGCAGAACCGGCCGAUCCCUCAGUGGAUCCGCAUGAAGACGGGCAACAAGAUCAGGUACAACUCCAAAAGGAGGCACUGGAGGAGGACCAAACUGGGCUUGUAAGAGAGACUGUCUUCAGGGAACUCUAAUGAAACACCUGUCUUUCUGCGUCAGAUCCAUAUGCCCCAUAUGCUGUUCCACAAGUCCCAAGUGAUGUCUUCUUUGGUGUUGGACUGCAGUCUCUGAUGUUUGGGGUUUUUUUGUAAGCUAGCGUGGGUUAUUGAUGUUAAUAAUUGCAUCUGAAACAUGAAGACUGUGUUCUAUUGGUGUUCUUUCUUACGGGCUCACUAAUAAAUACGGACCUUAAUGA
Messenger RNA from Cuculus canorus (common cuckoo), 534 nucleotides. It is a transcript of the gene RPL39, whose product is annotated as ribosomal protein L39. The record is from RefSeq and is a predicted model, not a curated record. Gene Ontology annotation, molecular function: structural constituent of ribosome. Gene Ontology annotation, biological process: translation. The coding region runs from base 132 to 287 and encodes 51 amino acids. Gene Ontology annotation, cellular component: ribosome; cytosolic large ribosomal subunit. Lineage: Eukaryota; Metazoa; Chordata; Aves; Cuculiformes; Cuculidae. The transcript is spliced from 3 exons.